ACAGUUGAGACGGUGUGUACGGAACCUACGCAAAAUAUCUGUUACGCGCAAGACCCUCUGCCCGUCUACGUAACAAUGUAUAAUAUACACACGCAGAGUGGAACCGGGCUUAGUGUGAGCCCGGCCGCGAACGAAACCCCGUCUUUUCGCCACUUUAGCGGAAUAAAAACUUUAUGAAUGAAAACAUUGUGAUUUGUGUGAAGUGGUUUAUUUAGUAUUCUGUGUAAAAAAUAUAAUUACGUAAACUGACCGGAAAACGAUGUAGGAAUUAUAUGAACACCAAAUACAGCUGGCUGUGAUUUUAUAAUUGUGGAGAUAAAAGAAUUGAAGAUGACAGACGGAGUGGUAUAUCAGAAGCAGAGAGUGUCUCCGUUCUUGAGACAGUUGCUAGCGGUGAGCGGCAUAGUGAUGUACAUGAUCGGCACCGGCGCCAACAUCGCGUACCCUGCUGUGUUGCUGCAACAGCUACGAGAACCUGACACCGCGAUUAAACUCACUCCGGAACAUGAGUCUUGGAUUGCAUCAAUCCUGGGCCUGGCGCUGAUCUCCGGAAUAGUGGUGGCUCCAUUCAGUCUGCAGCGCCUUGGACGUCAACUCACGAACCAGCUCAGCACUCUCCCAGCGCUAGGCGGCUGGGGGCUCAUGGUAGCUGCAAGAGGUCCUACCGCGCUACUAAUAAGUCGAUCUAUGCAGGGAUUUGCAAUGGGUCUCCAAGCUGCCGCCGCACCCGUGUCCAUUGCAGAAUACUCCUCACCGAAACACCGCGGCGCCUUCCUCGCAACUAUAGCAUUCUCCUUUGCGACUGGCAUGCUUGUCGCCCACAUCUUCGGCACCCUUAUGUACUGGAGACCAGCUGCAAUAGCCUGUGGCAGUUGUUAUGCACUAUCCCUAAUCCUGAUAUCACUAACUCCAGAAACACCGUCGUAUCUAGCUUCAAAAGGCUUGAACAAUGAGUGCAGAAGGUCUUUCCGAUGGUUUAGGGGAUACGACCACAAUUCUGAGAAAGAGUUGGAAGUUCUCAUUCAAAGCCAGAUGAAACCAGUGCCAGUGGUGAGUUCGACGACAAAGCACCAAACAAGGCUUGAGAGGUAUUUGGAGAUCGCGAAAAAGCCUGAGUUCUAUAAGCCCACCGUGAUAAUGAUGUUCAUGUUUGUGCUGUUCCAAGUAUCUGGGAUGACAGUGGUGCCCUCGUAUACUGUACCCAUGAUGGAAGACGUCACAGGUGGUACCAUAGACGCGAAUAUGAGCAUGUUAAUGGUUGACGUCGUGAGGUUUGCUACAGCAGUGCUAGCCUGCGUGGUUGUCAAUAAGUUAAACAGGCGCACAGUCUUAUUCUUGGGCAUUAUUAUUACAGUCGUUUCCCUGUUCUCUGUUUCUAUACUCCUUUAUCUGCGAGAUUUUGGAUAUAUUCCUGAGCAAUACAAAUGGACGCCCGUCAUUCCUACCAUGACUUACAUCUUUGGUAAAACAUUGGGUAUAUUACCAAUACCAUGGGCGAUAGCUGGCGAAAUCUUUCCCCUGGCAUAUAGGAGUUUGGGUAGUGGAAUUUCUGGGAUGUUCCUCUCUAUAAUGUUCUUUGUCGUAGUCAAAACAGCUCCUAUGUCGUUCGAAAUUAUCGGGCUUCAUGGAACCUUCUGUGUCUAUGGAGCUUCUAUUAUGGUUUGCGGUAUUUUCCUGUACUUCCUGCUACCAGAAACUAGAGGAAAGACGUUGUAUGAAAUAGAAUGCCACUUCAAAGGAGUUAGAGAUGAUAAUAAACUUGAGCCAGGAGAAAAUGUCAGAAUGCUUGAGUUAGAAAAAGUGGAAGGUGGAUGAUGGAAUGUGGGAACACAUAGGAAAUAUUCUGCCGCUUCAGAAAUUAGGCCCCGGAAAGCGAGUGAUACCAUCAGAUUGUAACGACCAGACAAGUAUUUUUAUAAUACUCAUUCUUAAAAAUUAAACAAAGUAAGAAUA
Messenger RNA from Manduca sexta (tobacco hornworm), 1953 nucleotides. RefSeq names its product facilitated trehalose transporter Tret1. The coding region runs from base 331 to 1815 and encodes 494 amino acids. Gene Ontology annotation, biological process: transmembrane transport. The record is from RefSeq and is a predicted model, not a curated record. NCBI's taxonomy places the organism in Eukaryota, Metazoa, Arthropoda, Insecta, Lepidoptera, Sphingidae. Gene Ontology annotation, cellular component: membrane. The transcript has 5 exons. Gene Ontology annotation, molecular function: transmembrane transporter activity.